AUGCACCGUGUCCUCACACGGGCUGCAGCGACCGCCGAGCUGAAACGUGUUGCAAACAUGUUGCAGAAGUCCCAAACAUCUUUCGCUAUGCCCAAGUCACUCCUCGCCAAAGAUGCUGAUCUCUCCUACCCUCUGAAGGAGUUCCAGCCUCUCCUCAAGGGACUCCCCGAGUUUGAUGUCUCCGUCCACCCCAAUGAAGGUGUUCGUCCAGUCGCUGGUGCAGUCUUCAAGGCACCGGACAUGCCUUCUCCAGAUGUCGCGACCGUAGAGCAGACCUUCGUCGACGGCAUCCGUGUCAUCGUGGUCAAGCCUGCCAGAACCACUGGCAAGACCCCUACUGUCCUCUGGAUCCAGGGUGGUGGCUUCAUCAUCGGCACUCCUGAGUCCCGCAUGCCCAUCAACAUCCAUUUUGCAAAGGCCGGGUUCGCCACCGUGCUUCUCGAGUACGGCCUCUCCCCUGAGGACCCCUGGCCCACUCCCCACAACCAGGUGUACCGCAUCUGGCAAUGGCUCACCAGCACGGAGGGCCUCUCCUUCGUCAAUGCCGACCCCGAGCGCCUCGUGUUCGCCGGCACGUCCUGCGGCGCCAUCCUCGCCGAAAUCGCCACCAUCCGGCACAAGCAGGAGAACCCCACGGGCAUCCAACCGCGCCUCGUCCUGCUCGACAACCCCAUCCUCGACAACCGCCCCGAGCUCUACCCGUCCAUGGACCAGGAGCACCCGCUCUCGCCCUCGCCCUUCUGGACCGCGAAGAACAACACGGACGCGCUCUACUGGCUCAAUGCGCCCUCAAACUGGGAAGGCUUCCCCGCCUACGCGUCCGAAGAGCAGCUGCGCGGCCUGCCGCCGCACCACAUCGCGAUCGCGGAGAUCGACUGCAUCCGCGACGAGGCGAUCGUGUUCGCGCAGCGGCUCAUGAAGCUCGGCGUGCGCAUGGACAUGCGCCUCUACGCCGGCACGACGCACACGUACUCGGCCAUGUUCGAGACUCCCGCGGCACACAGCACGCGCGAGGACUACGUGCAGAUCUGCAAGCUCGCGUUCCGGGAGUUGUAG
Molecule: messenger RNA, 1056 nt
Organism: Coniophora puteana RWD-64-598 SS2
Lineage: Eukaryota; Fungi; Basidiomycota; Agaricomycetes; Boletales; Coniophoraceae
Product: alpha beta-hydrolase
Exons: 3
Coding region: 1-1056 (351 amino acids)
Molecular function (GO): hydrolase activity
Source: RefSeq, a predicted model, not a curated record